Messenger RNA from Solea senegalensis (Senegalese sole), 2732 nucleotides. RefSeq names its product zinc finger protein 131 (gene zbtb35). Gene Ontology annotation, cellular component: nucleus. NCBI's taxonomy places the organism in Eukaryota, Metazoa, Chordata, Actinopteri, Pleuronectiformes, Soleidae. The record is from RefSeq and is a predicted model, not a curated record. The coding region runs from base 178 to 1854 and encodes 558 amino acids. Gene Ontology annotation, biological process: regulation of transcription by RNA polymerase II. Gene Ontology annotation, molecular function: protein binding; DNA-binding transcription factor activity, RNA polymerase II-specific; RNA polymerase II cis-regulatory region sequence-specific DNA binding. The transcript has 9 exons.
UGUUGAUUGUCAAACUCGAAAUGGCGAGCGUGCUAAGAGGCCCUUUGCCUGCGACACUUAGGCGUUUUACCAUGUUCAUUUAUUUCGUGUUCCACUGUCGAAGUGUUUCCAUCGGUUUAUUUUGUUGUAAUAAGUUGACCUUUGGCGUCACAGACAUGUCAGAGAAGGAUCAGGUGAAUGAUGGCGGCUGAGGUGGAUGGGGAUUUGGAUAGAGGCAAUGAGUACCCAGCACAUUACAAAGUUAUGAUGGAUAAACUUAAUGAACAGCGACAGCUGGACCAGUUUACAGAUAUUACGUUAAUUGUGGAUGGACACCAGUUCAGAGCCCAUAAAGCUGUGUUGGCAGCAUGCAGUCAGUUUUUCCACAAGUUCUUUCAAGAUUUUACACAGGAACCACUGGUGGAGAUAGAAGGAGUGAGCAACACAGCCUUUAGGCAGCUGAUGGAGUUCACGUACACAGCCACACUCUCUGUGGCUGGAGAAGAAGAGGCCAAUGAUGUCUGGAAGGCUGCAGAAUACCUCCAGAUGCAGGAAGCCAUCAAGGCCCUCGACAACAAAAUAAAUGACAAUGCUUCAGUAAUGCCAAUCAGCAAAGGUAAAAAGAGGAAAAUUGCAGAGACAUCCAAUGUGAUUACAGAGACCCUGCCCUUGGUGGAAGGGGAACAGGUGGAGAUUGAGGUGAUAGAAGGUGCCAUUGAAGUGGAGGAGUCUGGUUUAGAGGAGGUGGUGGAUGCAGCAAAGAAUGCUCAGGCGUCAGAUGACUCUGCUUUGGCUCUUCUCGCUGACAUCACCAGCAAAUAUCAGCAGGGAGAACCUACGCUACAGGUGAUCAAGAAGGGAGAAAUAGAAGAGGAGGUUGUGUAUCAGGAGGAAACGGUGACUGCUUCCAAGGUCCUGGAGAAUGUUGAGUUCGUAGAGGUCCAGAUCUCCCAAGUGGACAACCUUUUCCGCUGCACCAAGUGUGACCGCAGCUUCAAGUUGUACUACCACCUCAAGCAGCACUUGAAAACGCACCUGGGCUCGCUAGAAAAGCCACAUGUGUGCAAUCACUGCGGUAGAGCCUAUACACGGGAGGGUGCCUUGAAGCAGCACAUCAGCACGUUUCAUUUUGAUGCGGAGGAGCUGUCUCAAAACCAUAAACCCCAAAAGAAAGUACAUGUUUGUGAAUACUGCAAGAAGCACUUUGAUCAUUUCGGCCACUUUAAGGAGCACUUACGAAAGCACACAGGGGAAAAACCUUAUGAGUGUCCAGAUUGCCAUGAGCGUUUUGCAAGGAACAGCACUCUGAAGUGCCAUAUGGCAGCCUGUCAGAAUGGGGUUGGAGCCAAAAAAGGACGCAAGAAAAUCUAUGAGUGCCAGGUUUGCAGCAGUGUGUUCAACAGCUGGGACCAGUUCAAAGACCAUCUUGUGAGCCACACGGGAGACAAGCCCAACCACUGCACCAUGUGUGACAUGUGGUUCACUCACCCCAAAGAGCUAAAUGCCCACCUCAAAGACAUCCACUCCAUUGAGGAAAACAAGUCCACUGAAGAAGUGGUUGUUACUGACUCUGCUCCUUCUGCCACCCUCACUGUAGCAACGGAGAGCAUAGAAGAAGCUAAGACCGUGCUACUGGAUGAGGGAAUUCAGGUGGAACACGUCACAGUGCAGCCGAUGGAUAUGAUGGAGAUGGAGGAGACGACGACAGUUGUGGUGGAGGACGGUGGUGUGGCAGAGAUGUGUGAGGAGGACAUGGAGAGAUUGAAGGCGGCCGGGGUGCAGAUCCAGGUGGUGCAUAUGACAACUGAUGGGCAUCAAGUACAGAUGGAGGGGGACGUGGUGAACGUUGAGGAAAUAGAGCAAGUGAUUAUAUGAGGAUGUGAAAAGGACUCUCUCGAGAACUGUGUGACACACUUGAAGUCCUGGACAGCUGCAUAAAGUUGUAGGUGUCAUCUUAGUUUCCGCACAGCAAACUGCAUGCAGGGUCCGGCAUGUUGCUUCCAUAUGUUGUGCAGUCUGCCAUCACACUGAACGACGGCUCCUGCUAACAUGGCUCUUUGGACUUUGAGUUAUCGACUGAUGUAUAAUUCCUUGUUAGGGCUGGGAAAUAAUUCACUAACAGUAUAUAUCACAACAUCAUUUUCUUAAAUAUCAGAAUAACAGGUUUUCUAUAUAUAUAUAUAUAUACACACAUUGUGCAAACACACUUUGAAACACAACACAUAAAAUGAAAUGUUUUGCCUUCUGUCCGUAAAACAAUUUAAACCGACAAUUAAGGGCUUUAGUCAUCUUUUGGUCAAACUUUAUCUUUAAUUAUCUGAUAUUUUAUUGUGAUAAUUGUUGAUUUCGAAUGAUUUGAAGCUCUUUAUAUUGUGAUGUUUUUGGCCACAUUGCUCAGCCCUACUCCUUCCCAAUAACUCUGUAUUUAUAUUUGCCGUAGUGCUUCAUCAAUCCAUUUCAUUUAUUUUUUUGUUUGUGUGUGUCAUUUUCAAAUGUAUAUUUUGUUUUUGCAGCUUGUAACACCGCUGUGUUAUGGCAUUGACACUCUUUGGUGCUAAUGCUGUUUUGUCUAAGCCUUUUUUUCCAUUUUGAUUGAAGGUGGUUUUGUAGGAAAGGACCAGAAAGGGAUUUCAGUUGGUUUCCAGAAUGGACUACAACUCUUGCAUCCAUCUACUGAGAUCUUGAUUUUUAAGAUCAACAAUUUGAGGUACAUUGUAGACAAAUUAAAAAAAAAUGUUACUGUCUUUGUUAUA